This is a messenger RNA of Saccharomyces paradoxus, 2277 nucleotides long. RefSeq names its product AAA family ATPase SEC18 (gene SEC18). Gene Ontology annotation, cellular component: Golgi stack. The coding region runs from base 1 to 2277 and encodes 758 amino acids. Gene Ontology annotation, biological process: Golgi to plasma membrane protein transport; SNARE complex disassembly; intra-Golgi vesicle-mediated transport. The record is from RefSeq and is a predicted model, not a curated record. Lineage: Eukaryota; Fungi; Ascomycota; Saccharomycetes; Saccharomycetales; Saccharomycetaceae. The transcript has a single exon. Gene Ontology annotation, molecular function: ATP hydrolysis activity; ATP binding.
AUGUUUAAGAUACCUGGUUUUGGAAAGGCUGCUGCAAAUCAUACUCCACCAGAUAUGACAAACGUGGAUACCCGUACACACCAUUUAAAGGUGUCAAACUGCCCAAAUAACUCCUAUGCACUGGCAAACGUAGCUGCUGUCUCACCAAAUGACUUCCCCAAUAACAUUUAUAUUAUUAUCGACAAUUUGUUUGUUUUCACAACCAGACACUCCAACGACAUUCCGCCGGGAACCAUUGGGUUCAACGGUAACCAGCGUACCUGGGGUGGUUGGUCCCUAAAUCAGGACGUUCAAGCAAAGGCAUUUGAUUUGUUCAAGUACUCCAGUAAGCAGUCGUAUCUCGGUUCAAUAGAUAUAGAUAUCUCAUUUAGAGCCAGAGGUAAGGCGGUCAGCACAGUAUUCGAUCAGGAUGAGUUAGCCAAACAAUUCGUUCGCUGUUACGAAUCCCAAAUAUUUUCUCCAACUCAAUACCUUAUCAUGGAAUUUCAAGGUCAUUUCUUUGACUUGAAGGUUAGAAAUGUCCAAGCAAUCGAUUUGGGUGAUAUUGAACCAACAUCCGCUGUUGCAACCGGGAUAGAAACGAAGGGAAUUUUGACGAAACAAACACAAAUCAACUUUUUUAAAGGAAGAGAUGGUUUAGUUAAUUUGAAAUCAUCGAACUCAUUAAGACCAAGGUCAAAUGCUGUUAUUAGGCCGGAUUUCAAGUUUGAAGAUUUGGGUGUCGGUGGUUUGGAUAAAGAAUUUACUAAAAUUUUUAGAAGAGCUUUUGCAAGUCGAAUUUUUCCGCCUUCAGUUAUAGAAAAGCUGGGUAUCUCUCAUGUUAAAGGUUUGUUAUUAUACGGUCCUCCGGGUACUGGUAAGACCUUAAUUGCAAGAAAGAUUGGUACAAUGCUGAAUGCCAAAGAGCCCAAAAUCGUGAACGGUCCUGAAAUUUUGAGUAAGUACGUUGGUUCUUCAGAGGAAAAUAUUCGUAAUUUGUUCAAGGAUGCUGAAGCAGAAUAUCGGGCCAAGGGUGAGGAAUCCUCCUUACAUAUCAUUAUUUUCGAUGAACUGGAUUCUGUUUUCAAGCAGAGAGGUUCAAGAGGUGAUGGUACCGGUGUAGGUGACAAUGUAGUUAAUCAAUUAUUAGCCAAAAUGGAUGGUGUUGAUCAAUUGAAUAAUAUUUUGGUUAUUGGUAUGACCAACCGUAAGGAUUUAAUAGAUAGUGCUCUUUUACGUCCAGGUAGAUUUGAAGUCCAAGUUGAAAUUCAUUUACCGGAUGAAAAAGGAAGACUCCAAAUUUUCGACAUCCAGACGAAGAAAAUGAGGGAAAAUAAUAUGAUGAGCGAUGAUGUUAACCUAGCUGAGUUAGCUGCGUUAACAAAAAACUUCUCUGGUGCUGAGAUUGAAGGUUUAGUAAAAAGUGCAAGUUCUUUUGCGAUCAACAAAACCGUCAACAUCGGAAAAGGUGCCACAAAGCUCAACACAAAAGAUAUAGCAAAACUUAAAGUAACAAGGGAAGACUUCUUAAAUGCCCUCAAUGAUGUUACUCCCGCUUUUGGUAUUAGCGAAGAAGAUUUGAAAACAUGUGUAGAAGGUGGAAUGAUGCUUUAUUCCGAACGUGUCAACUCAAUAUUGAAAAACGGGGCCCGUUACGUCCGCCAGGUUCGCGAGAGUGAUAAAUCCAGAUUAGUAUCUCUAUUAAUUCACGGCCCUGCAGGGUCCGGUAAAACGGCUUUGGCCGCUGAAAUUGCUCUGAAGUCUGGAUUUCCAUUUAUCAGAUUAAUUUCACCCAAUGAGUUAUCAGGUAUGUCAGAAAGCGCAAAAAUUGCUUAUAUCGAUAACACUUUUAGAGAUGCAUAUAAAUCUCCACUAAACAUUCUUGUUAUUGAUUCAUUAGAGACUCUGGUUGAUUGGGUACCAAUUGGUCCAAGAUUUUCGAAUAACAUUUUACAAAUGCUAAAGGUAGCGUUGAAACGUAAACCCCCCCAAGACCGUCGUUUGUUGAUCAUGACUACUACAUCAGCUUAUUCGGUACUUCAGCAAAUGGAUAUUUUGAGUUGUUUUGACAAUGAGAUAGCAGUCCCCAAUAUGACCAAUUUAGAUGAACUGAACAACGUCAUGAUAGAAUCAAAAUUUCUUGAUGAUGCUGGUAGAGUUAGAGUGAUUAAUGAGUUGUCACGGAGCUGCCCUAACUUCAAUGUCGGUAUUAAAAAGACUUUGACGAACAUUGAAACUGCAAGGCACGAUGAAGACCCUGUGAACGAGCUUGUUGAACUGAUGACCCAAUCCGCAUAA